Exophiala spinifera is the source of this 1335-nucleotide messenger RNA. RefSeq lists its product as uncharacterized. The transcript has 2 exons. Lineage: Eukaryota; Fungi; Ascomycota; Eurotiomycetes; Chaetothyriales; Herpotrichiellaceae. Gene Ontology annotation, molecular function: oxidoreductase activity. The record is from RefSeq and is a predicted model, not a curated record. Bases 1 to 1335 code for a protein of 444 amino acids.
AUGGCUUCACCACAGACACCCCUAGAUCAGUUCCUCAAUGGUAUCAAUGCUGCUGAUCUGACCCAAAUGCUGGGUGCUUUCACCACGGAUGCUGAGAUAUUCGACGAUGGAAAGAGCUUCAAGGGUGAAGCAAUGAAAGCGCUAUGUGAACAGGGCAUCAUUGGACAUAGGACCCGCGUCGAGAUGCUUGAGAGGGAGGGGCACCAAGAUGGCAAGAUCUUUCAGCACAUAAAGAUGGACGGUGACUUUGUUGAGGAUUUCAACAUCCACGAACCCUUCGACCUGUUUCUCCUUGCGACCAUCAAGAACAACAAGAUCGAGCACCUAGAGAUGGGAGGUGUCGACACCAGAAAGCCGACCAUUCGCACUGUCUAUGCCGCCUCCGGGAAUGCCUCAGAUCCACUGUCUUCAGUCCGUAUCAACAGGAGGAAGCUCCCCGAGCCCAAGGAGGGUUGGGUCAGAGUAAAGAUGCAAGCAGUCGGUCUUAACUUUCACGACAUCUUCACCCUCCGCGGCAUAGGAAUGCACGAGAUCCGAUUCCCAAUGACUUUGGGCAAUGAGGGCGCAGGCAUUCUGGAUGAUGGCACGGAAAUUGCAAUUUAUCCUGACCUCGGCGACCCAGAUUUCAAGGGAGACGAAACCCUGGACCCAAAUAGGCACGUUCUGGGAGAACUUGUGCAAGGGACAUUGGCAGAGUACGUCGUUGUGCCGAAGAGGAAUGUGGUCCCAAGGCCACCAGGGUUGAGCGCAAAUGAUGCAUCGGUCAUGGGAGUGGCCUGGUUGACAGCCUACCGUAUGUUGUUCAAACAGGCUAAUUUGAGACCCGGCCAGACAGUCUUGGUCCAAGGUUGCUCUGGGGGUGUCACCACAGCUUUGAUACAGCUUGGCUCAUCGGCUGGUCUUCGAGUCUGGGCCACAGGUCGUACAGAGGCCAAACGAGCACUAGGACUCAAACUGGGUGCUGAACGCACAUUCGAGCCUCUCCAAAAGCUGCCAUAUCUUGUUGACGCUGCAUUUGAUACAUCCGGGGCGGCCACCAUCUCCAACUCUCUCGCGUCCGUAAAGCCAGGAGGUAGAGUUGUGUCAUGUGGCAUUCACUCGGAAGGCGGAUCGAACGAGGUCACCAUCGACCUCAUGCAUCUGUUCGUCAACCAGAUCGCACUCAUCGGCGUCUACACUGGAACAAGAGAGGAGUUUGUUGACCUGCUGAAUUAUGUUGCGGCCAAGAAAAUAAAGCCUCAUAUUGGAAAAGUCUUACCUCUGGAGAAGACAGAGGAAGGGUUGAAGGAUAUCUGGGAAGGCAGGACUGAUGGUAAGAUAGUCAUUACGAUCUGA